Penicillium riverlandense is the source of this 420-nucleotide messenger RNA. RefSeq lists its product as uncharacterized. The coding region runs from base 1 to 420 and encodes 139 amino acids. NCBI's taxonomy places the organism in Eukaryota, Fungi, Ascomycota, Eurotiomycetes, Eurotiales, Aspergillaceae. The transcript has a single exon. The record is from RefSeq and is a predicted model, not a curated record.
AUGACUAUUUUUUGCAAGGAGACCCAGGAGAUCCAGGAGACGAUCACCUACCAAAACUCUACCAAUUCCUCCGCCCGCCAAUGUUUCCACUGCGAAAGCGAACACCUCAUCGAAAACAUCGCCAGCGGGGAUAAUCAUAACGGCAACGCCGGAAGACUCUAUCUGCGCUGCGAAGCAUGCGGGAACUUCCAGUGCUGGCUGGAUGCUCGCGGAUGCAGCGUUCCAAACCCGCUAUGCUUAUGCGGCUGGCCUAGCCGGCGACAAGUCGCUGGGAACCAGGCACGCAGUCCUGGCAGUCUUCACUUUGUGUGCGAGCAUGGGCGCUGUUGGUUUGAUGAAGAGGCGCUGGAUCAGAAUGGGAAGCAGGUUGUUGUUGCCCAGAAGAGGAUUCCGACUGCUACUAAGCAUAAUUAUAUUUGA